Messenger RNA from Lobosporangium transversale, 2301 nucleotides. RefSeq lists its product as hypothetical. The record is from RefSeq and is a predicted model, not a curated record. Lineage: Eukaryota; Fungi; Mortierellomycota; Mortierellomycetes; Mortierellales; Mortierellaceae. The transcript has 5 exons. The coding region runs from base 280 to 2220 and encodes 646 amino acids.
AUCUGUACAUCAGAAAGUUUCCACUAGAAAGAGAAAUGGAAAACACAAGAAUGUGGAUCCAUCACGCACCAUACUUCCUGCGAGCCUCCAUUUUAAAUCUAAAUCAAGUACAACCGCCGAGUGUACUGGUGAAUGUCUACACAUACAUCAAAUCAAAUGAGAGGGCGGGCAAAUUAACAAUACAUUUGCAUGAACAACUGAAAAUUGUUAGUCAGUGUUCAAAACAACCUACAAUCCUGAUUUUCCAACACCUUUGCUCGAGCAAGGGUGGAAGUUAGGAUGCAACCACAUCUAAUCAUAUAUGAUGUCGCCCUGGAGCUGUUAGAGUGUCACUGCGUGGAACCCGGGGAACAGUCUCUUAUUGCCCGUCUCGGACUGAGUCUUUCGCUCGUGCAACUCUGCCAAGUUGUCUCUAGCUCAUCAAUAGUUAUUGCGUGCAAGACCAAUAUACGAGGUUCUGUCAAUGGCUUCAAUUUAUUUGAGUGGACUCCUAGCAAACAAAGACUACUUCAAGCUCGCCUCGAAACAGAUCACAUUGCGGGAAUUAAUGGGAGUUUCCAAAAGCAAUCUUGGAGUGUAAUCUUUACCGAUCCAAACCAGACCGGUGCUGUGAGAGCUUUGGGCUCGGCGAUUAUGAGUAAUACAUUUGACUCAAAGGCGCCGCAACUUACUAUGCAUAUUACUGCAAUAUGCCCACAGUACAAGCAAAAUGUGAAAUACGUCUUUUUAUCCCUACGACACCAGGCCUCAUUUAAUAAUUCCGAUCAACCAUCUCAUAUUGAAGAACCAACUCAAAUGUGGGUGCAGACACAAUCCAACGAACUUGCCUUUUUUCAGCGGGGCUCCUUGCAGUGGAGCACUGCCCUGCCCACAUCUGUUGAGAAAAUAUUUAUAGCGGAAUGUCAGGUUCCUGAUAAGCUAUCUCAGCUAUGUCUACUAGUCCGUUUUGACGAGACUCUUCGGGUAUACAAUUCAAUCACAGGAGGAAUAAUAAAGGAUUUGUCUAUAACCAUGAGCGACUUCAUCAUAUCCGACGUUAGAGAACUAGGCGUGAAAUCUAUUGUAAUCAUAAACAAUGGCGAGCUGCAAUCAGAUGAGCAAUGCCUAAUUUAUCCAGAAACAACAAUCAGCACAGUAGCUACGCCAGUUAAAAAAGCUACACAUGAAGAUAUCACCCGCGCAAAGACCAAUAUGGACCAUGUGCUCAUGACAUUAGGGCAACAAAUAGAGCACAAACGUGAACAGAUUGGACGACUGCGCACAUCUCUGACCAGCAAGAGCGAGAUCAUCCAAGAGUGCCAGGACUUGAUGACGGGGCCGCUGCAAUCUAUGUUCCUCACAGGAGGCGGGUCAUAUAUGUCAAUUGAUGGUACAUUUGGACCAGAAGACAUGACCUUAUUUCGAAGGAAACGAGAGCAUCGUCGGAAACAGGUGCUUAAACGUUUAGUUCAUAUUAUAGGUAGUGGCGUAGAUACGAAUUUUCUUCAGAAAGAGGACCAGUAUGAGUCGAACGACGGAGAUGUUGCUCCGCAUGGUUUUGUGGACAUCUUGGAAUGCGUAUCAGGAAGCCAUGUAUUCAUUGAAGAUAAUCUGGUGUGGGUAGGAGUCCGGGUCAAGAACAUGUAUGAAAGUCCAAUAUUCAACGUUCGUUUGUCUGUUUUACUUCAGAACUCGUGUGGACAGAGUAUUUCGGAAUUAGGAUCUCAAGCCAAUGGCUUGCUCGUUUGCACUAUUUCGAUAGAAUCUUCAGCUCUUGAGGAUAGUGAAUACUUUGACAAGUCUAGUGCUGUGAGACGAAUUCUUUCAAAUGGAAUCCUGCUACACUUUGACCGAAAGUCAGUACAGAGCUUUGAUGUUGAUAUUCCACAUCGCACAGUACUGAUCACUCGGUUCUCUAUUGUGGAUCAAUACCCCUCAAUAUGGCGUCCGUAUCUAGAAAAUAUAGUCCUUCAUGCAAAGACUGGGUGCCGCCUUGACAAUAUAAGCCUCCAAAGGCUCUCAAUACUGUUGCAGGACGGCCUCAGAUUGUCACAUGGAGUGGACAGUCUGUCAUUUGGAUCAUUGGAAGAAGGUGUGAUUGCCUUGAUUUAUCCACGUUCUGGCAUGGUUAAAUUAAACACAGAUCAUACUUCAUGGAAUGUCAUUUUCAAGGCACGGACGGAGGCACUCGCAAUAAACUAUGCAAGGAGGACAGUCUUACUCUGUUCUCGUUUCGCGUAAUUACAUAAACUACAACCUUUACUAACGCAAGUAUGGAUCGGAUAUAGAGUUCGCUUUUUUCAAGCAAAGCGUAGUUCUGUG